AUGGCUGCCGCAGCUUCGAACGGUGUCAAUGGACACGAAAAGAAUCUUGCAGCAAACGACAACAUUCRGAGAUUCGCAGCUCCCAGCAGACCUUUGAGCCCACAGGCCGGACACACACUCUUCCACCCAAAGACGAGAUGUUUCGUUUACGGCAUGCAGACCAAGGCCGUGCAGGGUAUGCUCGACUUCGACUUUAUUUGCAAGCGUAAGACUCCUUCCGUUGCUGGAAUCAUCUACACAUUCGGAGGCCAGUUCGUCAGCAAGAUGUACUGGGGCACUUCCGAGACUCUCCUCCCAGUCUACCAGUCCGUUGAGUCGGCCAUGGCCAAGCACAGCGAUGUUGACUGCGUGGUCAACUUUGCUUCCUCCCGAUCCGUCUACAGCUCCACCAUGGAGCUCCUACAAGUCCCACAAAUCAAGUCCAUUGCAAUCAUCGCCGAGGGUGUGCCAGAGAGGCGUGCACGUGAGAUUCUUCACGUAGCCAAGAAGAAGGGCGUCACCAUCAUCGGUCCAGCUACUGUUGGUGGCAUCAAGCCUGGUGCGUYCAAGAUUGGAAACACUGGCGGUAUGAUGGACAACAUUGUGGCCUCCAAGCUUUACCGCAAGGGUUCGGUCGGAUACGUCUCCAAGUCUGGAGGUAUGUCCAACGAGCUGAACAACCUGGUCGCCAACUACACCGACGGUGUGUACGAGGGUGUUGCCAUUGGUGGUGACCGAUACCCCGGAACCACAUUCAUCGACCACAUGCUCCGAUACCAAGCCGACCCAGAGUGCAAGAUCCUUCUGCUUCUCGGUGAGGUUGGUGGUAUUGAGGAGUACCGUGUGAUUGAGGCUGUCAAGGCUGGUGUCAUCACCAAGCCGAUUGUCGCCUGGGCUAUUGGUACCGUUGCUGGCAUGCUCAAGACUGAGGUGCAGUUCGGUCACGCAGGUUCCAUGGCUAACUCGGAGCUUGAGACUGCUGUCACCAAGAACAAGAGCAUGCGUGAGGCUGGAUUCUUCGUACCCAACACCUUCGAGGAGCUCCCUGAGAUGCUCUCCAGCGUCUACCAGAAGCUGGUCAAGGCUGGAUCCAUUGUCCCCAAGCCCGAGCCAGCUGUUCCCAAGAUUCCAAUCGACUACUCUUGGGCUCAGGAGCUGGGUCUCAUCCGUAAGCCAGCUGCUUUCAUCUCUACCAUUUCCGACGACCGUGGCCAGGAGCUUCUGUACGCUGGUCUGCCCAUCUCAGACGUAUUCCGCGACAACAUUGGUAUCGGUGGUGUCAUGUCUCUGCUUUGGUUCCGCCGCAGACUACCAGACUACGCGAGCAAGUUCUUGGAGAUGGUCCUCAUGCUUACUGCCGAUCACGGUCCUGCCGUUUCCGGUGCCAUGAACACCAUCAUCACCACUCGUGCCGGCAAGGAUCUCAUUUCCGCCCUGGUUGCUGGUCUGCUCACCAUUGGUUCUCGUUUCGGUGGUGCCCUUGACGGUGCCGCUGAGGAGUUCACCCGUGCCUUUGACAAGGGUCUCAGCCCUCGUGAUUUCGUCGACACGAUGAGAAAGGAGAACAAGCUCAUCCCUGGUAUCGGCCACCGUGUCAAGUCUCGCAACAACCCCGAUCUCCGUGUGUCUCUCGUCAAGGAGUACUGCCAGGCCAACUUCCCCAACACCAAGCUCCUCGAUUACGCUCUCGCCGUCGAAUCCGUCACCACUUCGAAGAAGGACAACCUCAUCCUCAACGUCGACGGAUGUGUCGCCGUCUGCUUCGUCGAUCUUCUUCGCAACUCUGGUGCUUUCAGCAACGAGGAGGCUGAGGAUUACCUCAAGAUGGGUGUCCUCAACGGUCUUUUCGUGCUCGGUCGCUCAAUUGGUCUGAUUGCCCACUUCCUCGACCAGAAGAGACUGCGUACUGGCCUGUACAGACAUCCUUGGGACGACAUCACCUACCUGCUCCCAGAGCUUGCCAAGGGUGGUCCAGGUAACGAGGGUCGUGUUGAGGUCAGCAUCUCAUGA
Messenger RNA from Ramularia collo-cygni, 1989 nucleotides. Its product is annotated as probable ATP citrate lyase subunit 1. Gene Ontology annotation, biological process: acetyl-CoA biosynthetic process; fatty acid biosynthetic process; tricarboxylic acid cycle. Lineage: Eukaryota; Fungi; Ascomycota; Dothideomycetes; Mycosphaerellales; Mycosphaerellaceae. The coding region runs from base 1 to 1989 and encodes 662 amino acids. Gene Ontology annotation, molecular function: ATP citrate synthase activity. The record is from RefSeq and is a predicted model, not a curated record. Gene Ontology annotation, cellular component: cytosol. The transcript has 4 exons.